CUCCUUAUCUUACACAGAGCCUGACUCACGGGAUUGUAACAGCAAUAAUUUUCAAGCUGGACCUUUCAACUUGAAGCAGAUUUCAAGCAAGGAGAUGUUUCUCUAACCCCUGGGACUGGCAAGGGACAUCAGGUAUAAGCAGAAUUGGAUGUACUGAAGCCUCACGGCAUCCAGAAUAUAGAAAGAGAACCCCUAAUAAGCUGCACUGCAAGGGCCCCCUGCCAUGUGUGGAAAGAGGCACAAGUGCUCCUUCUCCCGCCUGGAGGUGGUCCUCAUCGUUUUCCUGGCGCUGAUGACAGCAGUGACUGUGGUACUCCUCGUCCUCCACUUUCUCACCCAAGAGAACAGCUCCAGCAAUGGCAAGUCGAGCUACUUUGGUUAUGACGACCCACCAUCAAAUGGUGUCUCAGGAGACUACUUAUUGGGUGCAGGUCGAGCAGAUUGCACAGGGCCAGUAGCAGAAAUUCCUCUGAUGGGUUACGCCAAUCCUGACCAGGUGGGCGGCGGGCUCCUCACACGCCUCUACAGCCGAGCCUUCAUCGUGGCAGAGCCCGACAGCUCCAAGCGAGUAGUGUUUGUUAGCAUCGACAUAGGAAUGGUGUCUCAGCGACUGAGGCUGGAGGUGCUCAAGGAACUGAAGACCAAGUAUGGUGAGCUCUACCGACAGGACAACGUCAUCCUCAGUGGCACCCACACGCACUCGGGUCCUGGUGGCUACUUCCAGUACACGCUUUUCUGGAUCACUAGCAAAGGACUGAUCAAACCGUCCCUCGAUGCUAUUGUGAAGGGCAUUGUAAAGAGCAUUGAUAUAGCACAUCAGAACCUGAAAAGAGGAAGGCUUUUUAUAAACAGAGGCACUGUAGAAAACAGUCAGAUCAACCGAAGCCCGUACUCAUAUCUCCAGAAUCCAGCAUCUGAACAAAGCAGGUAUUCAUCCAACACGGAUAAAGAAAUGGUGAUGCUGAAGAUGGUAGAUGAGAAUGGACAUGACCUGGGCCUCAUCAGCUGGUUUGCCGUGCACCCAGUCAGCAUGAACAACACAAACCAUCUUGUGAACAGUGACAACGUGGGCUACGCGUCUCUCUUGUUUGAGCAGGAGAAGAACAAGGGCAUGCUUCCUGGAGAGGGAUCUUUUGUUGCUGCCUUUGCAUCUUCCAACCUGGGAGACGUGUCACCCAACACCAAAGGCCCGUUCUGCGUAAACACAGGGGAAUCAUGUGACAACCCACAGAGCACCUGUCCUGUGGGGGGGGCAGCGAUGUGCAUGGCCAUGGGUCCUGGUACUGAUAUGUUCGACAGUACAAGAAUUAUAGGGCAAAAUAUCUACUCAAAAGCAAAGGAGCUGUAUGCCAGUGCUUCCCAGGAGAUCACAGGACCCCUCAGCUCAGCUCACCAGUGGGUGAACAUGAGUGAUGUCCAGGUGGAGCUCAAUGCCACGCACACGGUCAAAACAUGUAAACCAGCCUUGGGAUACAGCUUUGCUGCAGGGACUAUUGAUGGAGUGGGGGCUUUCAACUUCACACAAGGUUCGGUAGAAGGGGACCCAUUUUGGGAUCAAAUCCGUGACCAGCUCCUGGGAGAGCCAUCCAAUGAAACGAAAGCUUGCCACGAACCCAAGCCAGUUCUCUUUAGCACUGGAGAGAUGACGUGGCCUCAUCCAUGGCACCCUGAUAUUGUGGAUGUUCAGAUUGCUACCAUCGGAUCGUUGGCAAUUGUUGCGGUUCCCGGAGAGUUUACGACCAUGUCUGGACGCAGACUACGGGAAGCUGUUAAACGUGAAUUUGAUUCUCAUGGUACAGCAGGAAUGGAUGUCGUAAUUGCAGGGCUGUGCAAUGUCUACACCCAUUACAUUACCACCUAUGAGGAAUACCAGGUUCAACGAUAUGAGGCAGCAUCAACUAUUUAUGGGCCACACACCCUUUCUGCCUACCUUCAGCUGUACAGAGGACUUGCAAGGGCUAUUGCUACGAACACAGUUCAGGAUUUGCCAAGUGGCCCAGAGCCCCCAUUUUUCAAUAUAACUAGCCUGACCUUGGUGCCUGGUGUCAUUCCCGAUAGGACACCGGUGAAUAAGACAUUUGGGGACGUGCUUCAAGAAGUGAGACAACAGUAUCGAGUGGGAGAAGUUGCUGAAGUAACUUUUGUAAGUGCCAACCCUAGGAAUUCUGCAGAGAACAUGACGGAACACAACUUCCUGACGGUGGAGACAUACGUCAACGUUUCAGGAAAAUGGCAGGUGGUACGGAAUGAUGCCUCCUGGGACACCAGGUUUUACUGGACCAAGGGAUCAUUAGGUCAGAGCAAUGCGACGAUUGAAUGGCACAUCCCUAGUGGCACAGAGCCUGGCAUCUACAGGAUACGGUACUUUGGGCACUAUAAGAAAAUACUCAAGCCCAUUAAUCCAUUUGAAGGCAUAUCCUCAACAUUUGAAAUCACAAGUCUGUAGGUGAUCUUGUUCAUUAAAGGAAUUGUUUCCUUUGAACAGUAGAUUUGGUAUCUGUGAUGUUCCAAUGGACACCGGUGAGUUUUCUUGUGGAAUAUGUGACUCUAUACAUCAUUGCUGUCCCUCGUGUGCUGCUUAUUGUCCUUUGCUGUGCAGAGCUUGGCUUCUGCAAAAUUUUGACUUUUACCUGCAAUUCAACCUUACUAGUUCGAUAUGUUUUCAUUCAA
Molecule: messenger RNA, 2670 nt
Organism: Cygnus olor (mute swan)
Lineage: Eukaryota; Metazoa; Chordata; Aves; Anseriformes; Anatidae
Product: putative neutral ceramidase C
Exons: 21
Coding region: 224-2446 (740 amino acids)
Biological process (GO): ceramide catabolic process; sphingosine biosynthetic process; long-chain fatty acid biosynthetic process
Cellular component (GO): extracellular region
Molecular function (GO): N-acylsphingosine amidohydrolase activity
Source: RefSeq, a predicted model, not a curated record